Molecule: messenger RNA, 1608 nt
Organism: Durotheca rogersii
Lineage: Eukaryota; Fungi; Ascomycota; Sordariomycetes; Xylariales; Xylariaceae
Exons: 5
Coding region: 238-1341 (367 amino acids)
Source: RefSeq, a predicted model, not a curated record
UAGUGAUAUCUCUUAGACUGUCUCGUCGUGUACCCUCGUCAGUUUUAAACUACGUAUCUUCCUCUAGCGUCUCGGAUCGGCACCUUGGGACAGGAGCGCAGCAGCAGCUUUUGUAACUAUAUCAAACUUCACGAUUUUACAUUUUAGCCCUCGUACUAGAAGCACUGUUGAACAUGCCGACUUGCUCAUCAACAGUAUUCAUGUCCCCGCUCUAACGGAAACAUCACGUUCUCCAACAUGCGCAAUCAGAGGUUGUAUUUCGACCAUCCCGCCCACGUUGUGUCCGUGGCGGUCGCCUUCCCCGUCAUCAGCAUCAUUUUCGUCAGCCUGCGGUUUUGGGCGCGCAAGGUCCAGAAGCAGCCCCUCAAGGCGGACGACUGGCUGAUCGUACUGGCAACACUUUUAACGGUCGGCCUCGGUAUCACCCAACUUUAUGGCGUUUAUACGGGGGCUUUGGCAUAUCCUACUCAGAUACCACCUGGCUAUACGGGAAGGGUUUCUGGGCUCCAUACGACACAGUUAAUCAUAAAGUCUCAGAUCGAAUGGGCAUACGCUCAAAUGUUCGUCUUGGCGCUGGGGUGUAUUAAGGCGAGCUUCCUGUUCUUCUAUAUGCGAGUAUUUGCCAUCGAGAAGAAGUCCUUCGUCAGCAAACUCCUCACUGGGCUCAUUAUCUUCGAGGCCGUAUGGACGGCGGCGCUUUACUUGUCGGUGCUGUUCGAAUGCGGCCACAGAUUUUGGUUUAUAUGGAGCUCCGACGACGAGUACACGACGCACUGCAUAAGGACUCACCCCCGAUAUUUCACCCUCUGCAUCAUCGACAUAAUUACAGAUAUCGCAAUAAUAUCCAUCCCUAUUCCGUUAGUCCUGCGGUUAAAUUUGUCCAGGAGCAGGAAAAUCGCCGUCAGUUCGGUAUUCCUCCUCGGUGGAGGGUCUUUUUUUGCGUCCCUGAUCCGGUUUGUGAUGACUGCGGGGAAUCUCGUAGGAGGGAAUAAUAUCACUUAUGACAACAUCAUUGGAGCAACUGGUAGUGCAUAUUGGGCCACUGUUGAGUGCGGCGUCGGCGUCAUGGCCGCUUGCCUCCCCACUGUGCAGUUUGUUAUUCGGAAACGUUUCACGGAAUGGUCCGCCUGUAAUAGGAAAGACGGAUUCGGCUCUCGAUCAACGGACCCCGGCGGACAUGUCGCUCACUCCAACCGGUCUGCUGAGGUUGCAUUCGCCAAAAUGGAUACAUGCCCCAACCUACCAGCAUCGCUAGUCUAUCCGGCGAGCAUCUGGACCGAAGAGUCGAUUGGCAAAGAAAACUUUGCAUGGGACGAACGAAUAUUAGACAUGACUCGGUGACAGUGGUAGGACUUGUCGGGAUAUAAGGAGGGAGGAAGGUUGUCGAGAAACAUGACGGUUGACACCCCCUUUUUUUUUCACUGAGGCUACCGGUGCGUCUCAUCUAGUCAAGCUGUCCUUAAUAUUCCUCACAGGAGGACCGCAAGGCUCACUAGUAUUAGCACAAUUUAGCUGUUUGUAGAGGCUUGUAAGAUACCCAAAUACCAGUCGUUCGUCAUUAACAAGGUCAGCUCACGGGAGUCAUUACUAGUCACAACCCUACAUGUC